Molecule: messenger RNA, 924 nt
Organism: Microsporum canis CBS 113480
Lineage: Eukaryota; Fungi; Ascomycota; Eurotiomycetes; Onygenales; Arthrodermataceae
Product: exo-beta-1,3-glucanase Exg0
Exons: 2
Coding region: 1-924 (307 amino acids)
Source: RefSeq, a predicted model, not a curated record
AUGUUGAUGGCCACCGGCAAAGCCUUCUCCGACAUGAAGAACCCCAUCCCCAUGCUCCAGGUUGGCCAGCCAGGUGACAAGGGAACCGUCGAGAUGUCCGACAUCAUCGUCACCACCAAGGGCCCUGCACCCGGCUGCAUCCUCGUGGAGUGGAACGUCGCUGAACAGACCCAGGGCUCCGUCGGUAUGUGGGAUGUUCACUUCAGAGUCGGCGGUUUCGCCGGAACGGAGCUGCAGAGCAACACCUGCGCCAAGACGCCCAACUCCAAGACUACCCCCGAUCCAAAGUGCUUUGGCGCCUUCAUGCUCCUGCACAUCACCAAGACGGCCUCUGCCUACCUCGAGAACACCUGGUUGUGGGUGUCGGAUCACGAACUCGACCUCUCUGACCAUGGCCAGAUCAACAUCUACAAUGGACGAGGUGCCUUGAUCGAGAGCUCCGGCGCCGUCUGGAUGUACGGCACCGCCUCGGAGCACAACACUCUAUACAACUACCAGAUUCAGAACGCAAAGAACGUCUACAUGGCUUUGAUCCAGACUGAGACUCCAUACUACCAAUCUAACCCAGAUGCCCUUGUCCCCUUUGCUCCGGACUCCAAAUACAACGACCCAACCUUUGGCGACUGCACAACUGCCGCCUGCAAGAAAGCGUGGGGUCUCCGCAUUCUAAAUUCCACUGACGUCUUCCUCUUCGGAGGCGGUCUCUACAGCUUCUUCGAGAACUACGCCCAAGACUGCCUCAGGACUGAAUCCUGCCAGCUCAACAUGAUCGAAGUGCUUUGCUCUCAAACUUAUCUGUACGGUGUUAGUACCAAAGCUAGCACCAACAUGAUCACUUCCGGAGGCAAGGGGCUGGUUCCUCAGAAGGAGAAUAGGAGUAACUUCUGCUCUACCGUGGCUCUCUUCCACCAAGGAACGCUUUAG